Lethenteron reissneri (Far Eastern brook lamprey) is the source of this 2746-nucleotide messenger RNA. RefSeq names its product probable serine/threonine-protein kinase PkwA. The record is from RefSeq and is a predicted model, not a curated record. Gene Ontology annotation, molecular function: protein binding. Lineage: Eukaryota; Metazoa; Chordata; Hyperoartia; Petromyzontiformes; Petromyzontidae.
UGUGUGCACUGGGGAUUGUGAGACGAGUACGGCGGAGGUCCUCUAUGGCCGAGAGCGGGCGUUCGCCCGAUGGCGAGAUUCGCAAACUGAGGAAGAAGCUGCGGCAGAUUGAAAACCUCGAACAUCUGCCGCGAACGCUCACGGAGGAGGAGGCGAUUAAAGUGACCCAGAAAUGCGAGCUGCGGCGGAGGUUGGCGGGGUUGCUGAGGGCUCUCGCGGAGCGGGAGGGGGACCCGGAGCCCCCCGCGCCGGCGACAUCGACGACAACGCCCCUCGUCGCCGCGCCUGAUCCGGCGACAGCGACGACAACUCCCCUCGUCGCCGCGCCUAAUCCGGCGACAGCGACGACAACUCCCCUCGUCGCCGCGCCUGAUCCGGCGACAGCGACGACAACGCCCCUCGUCGCCGCGCCUGAUCCGGCGACAGCGACGACAACGCCCCCCGACGCCGAGCCUACGCCUCGGCACGACGGAGGCGACGGCAUGAAGCGAACAAGCGGGACGCGGGGCUCUGCUCACGUUGCCCCAGAGACCGCGUGUGCGCCCGCGAAGCAGCCUAAGCAGGAGGCGCGGAGCGAGGGGACGCCAGAGAAAACACGCGCCGGACAAACAGCGAAAGAAGCGGGGACGCGUCCGACGGCGAUGACGGCGCCGGCGGUGGUGUCGGCGGCGGCGAAGAAGGAGGUGGAGCCGGUGGCCCCGGCGGGGCUGCGGCGGCUGCGGGAGCGCUGGGGGAACGCGCGCUUCGCCGUGACGCCGCUGGUGGGCCACAGCGACCUCGUCACCGCCGUCGCCUUCCACGGAUCGUACAUCGUCUCCGGCAGCCGCGAUACGACGGUGAAGCUGUGGCACGCCGCGACGGGCACGGAGGAAGCCAACCUCGGCGGGCACACAGGCAGCGUCACCUGCGUGGCCAUCGCCCCAGCCGCCACCGCCACCGCCAUCGGGAAGGCUCUUGAUUGCGCGGACGAUGAGGAUUUCUUGGCGAGUGGAUCCAGUGACUGCACAGUGAAGAUCUGGUCUCUGCGCACAGGGCAGGAGGUGCGGAGCGUCUACACCUACAGCCCCGUUUCGGCGAUCGCGUUCCUCCCCGAGCCGGGACUCCUCCUCUCCGCGUCCGACGGAGGGAAGCUGGACAUGUGGGACCUCACGACGGGCGCCAGCGUGCAGUCGUUUCGUGCUCAUGAAGACGCCAUCACCUGCCUGCAGCUGCACGGCUCGCUGGCGUGCACGGGUGGCCGGGAUGGCCAGGUGCGCGUGUGGGAGCUGCGCCCGGGCCCCCGCCUGCACCUGCUCUUCUGCACGGAGGGCGAGGAGUGGAGCGCCGACGGGCGCCGCCGUGGCGCGUCCCCCCUGCGCUGCCUCCUGGCGGGGCCGCGACCCCACGGCCGCCUCCUCUACUCCGCCGACGAAGGCGCCAGCAUCCGGGUCCUCGACUGGCGGACGGGCUCCAUAUUGCGGAAGCUGCCCAACCACAACAGCGACUGCGGCUUCACCGACUGCCUGUCCAUGGCAAGCGAUGGCGGCGAUGGCGGCACUCGCCUGAUGCUGUCCGCGGGCUACGACAUUGACCGAGGUCACGGCUACAUCAACGUGCGGCUGCUCGCGGAGGGCGGGGAGCCGUACGUAGCGACGCUGGGGGGUGAGGCGACCCCCCGCCUGCUCUGCGUCGCCACCACCUGCACCCCCAGCGGCCUGCAGCGCUGGGGCACGGGGGGGCGGAGCCUCCUCCUGUGGGAGGAGCUCCCGCACGGGGGCGGAGCCAACAGCCACCACCGCGAAAACGGACAUGUUGUGGCCUCGAGCUUCCGGCGCGAGUUUGAGCGAGACGAAGAAGUCUGGAGCGACGACGAGAGCUCGGCCUCCGACAGCUCGCUCGGCUCAAGUUCCAGGGCUUCGAGCAGCGAAGACGACACGGAGCCUGUGAACGGGAGGAGGAGGACCUGGUGCAGCGUCAUGUGAUCGCAGCCCAGGGGGGCACCGGCCACACGGGGAACGGUGGCUCGCGCGUCCUUUCCACAACCACUGCCGGCCCAGUUCUGGCCCGGGCUCCGUGAUCGACUCUGCUUCUCCAUCACCUCUUUGCUACACCGACAACCGAGCCGUGCCGUGCCGUGGCCAGCCCUGGUGCGGCUCAGGAGGCGCCAGGGCGGUUUUUCCACUGCGCGAGCCGAGCCGAGCCCGCCCCGGCUUGGCCCCGAGCGGGUUUCAGACGUCUGGUGACGCCAGCGUAGCACGGUUUGGCUCUGGGCUACUACCCGUUGCCGUGAGAGUGCCACGCUGGCUCAGCUGGGCUGUUGCCACUUGGCAACCGGGCCCGUGCUGGCCUGCUGUCAGACUGGUUCCGGCCCAGGCAGAGCACUAGGACACGAAGUCAGUUCCCAUGAUUUGUGAGCCAGGGGGCACACCAUCCACCCUGCCCUUUGUAGCUACAGAGAGAGAGAGAGAGAGGCGGGGGGAGGGGCUCGGGAAGCAAUCUUAAAAGGGCUGCUUUUACUAAAUUUCAGAGUAGACUGAUGAGUUGAUGGGUUACGGAACGGUUUGCCCACCAUGGGUUACCCAUUCAGGAAUUGACUCCGUUUAAAAAUAAAUAGAUAUAUAGUACCUUUUUCUCCGCCUUUAUCUCGAUUGUUGCCAUCGUCGUCGUCACGAGACGAGCACGCGUUUCACUUUGGACCUCUGGCACCGACGUGAGGUCCAAGUCGGAGGGUGCCCCCCCCCACCCUCUGCCCCCCCCACCCUCUGCC